CCAAGGUGCAGUAUUAUUAUUGCCUUUUCGGGCAGAAUUAGGCCGCUGUGAGAUUUGCCUGCAUGAGAUGCUCGUGGCUGUGCUCGGUUACCUCACCCUCACCCUCACCCCUCACCCUCACCCUCACCCUCACAAACUGCAAUAUUGUUAUGAAAUAUUAUCUCCAGCCAUAAGCAGUCUGCUCUUAUACCAGAAUCUUCAGCUGUGUCACGAGGUUGGAUUUCAUGCCUCGUUGUCUUGACAUUUGUGGGCCCCUACCGCCGCGCUACCCCUCAAUUGAGCUGCUCUGCGGAAACCACGCACAAUCCUGUCAACCGCUUUCCUCAUGCAGCAAACCGCACCGCCGAAGGAUGAAUGGACGAACAAGGAGUUGAUGCUAAAGAUCACAGAGGUCCCCGACGAGAACGACCCGUAUCACUACCAUAAAUUGAGUGAUGCGGAUGAGAUAAGGCUGGUGACGAUCAAGCCGGGAAAAUGGACGGAUCCAAUCAGCUGUGAGCUGACAUGCCACUCGCUGGACGUCGAUGAUAUAACUGAGUAUUCGACCUUGUCGUAUGCAUGGGGAUCACCUCGAGUUACCGAAAACAUCAUACUCGAGGGUCGAACAUGGCCGGUUACUGUCAACCUGGCCAACGCUCUACUCUUCCUUAGAGACCAUGAGAAGCCUGUGAAAAUGUGGAUCGAUGCGCUGUGCAUUGAUCAAUCCAAUCUGAAGGAGAGGGGUAAACAAGUCCAGCUGAUGAAGGACAUUUACUCAGGCGGCACACAAGUUGUGGUGUACCUCGGCGAUGGAAAGAACCACCGACCAAAGCGCCUCUCCGAGCACCACAUAAUCUCCAAAGCUCCUACCCAACAACACUUUUACAAUGACGAACGUGAUGGGGUCCAUCUUGAAGAGUUCUGGGCCGCACUUUCCGCCUCAGCCAUGCCCUCCCUCCCAAUGAACGAUGGGAGCAAACGGCCACGGAUCCGAUCUCGGCAUCUCUCUUCAACAUUCCACAUGUUCUGUCUCCUCCGGGUACUGGGCGACGAAGUCUUGACUUCUGACCUUGUCGACAGGAUGCGCAAACUCACCGCCAUGGACCCCUCCUGCGACCUGCUUGGUACUAUGGUCGAAACCCUGCGCUGUAUGCUCCUCAACCCAUGGUGGCAGCGCAUCUGGGUCGUGCAGGAGAUGAUUGUCAGUCGAGUGGCAGUAGUCCGUUGUGGCACAGUGACAUGCCCAUGGGACAUGUUUAUUGCUGCCGCCUCAUCGCUUUCGAGCUCCUCUGUCGACAUGUCCACAAUCUUCCGUCCCGAUAGCAUCAAGGUGCUUCAGUACUUCUGUCGCCAGGUUCUCAGCUUCCGCGAUUUACACAACCAGUGGAAGAAGAAUUUCGGCGCCCCUAUGCUGACUCUCCUCCAGGACUUCAGCGCGAGACGGGCAACUGAUGAGCGAGACAAGGUAUUUGCCUUGUUGGGGUUGGCAUCCCAUUCUCAGAGAUUCCUUGCCUUGGCAAGCUAUGAGGACUCAGUUGCCGAUGUGUACCGAGCAACAGCCGUGGAGCUUAUUCGUCGGGGUCACUCUCUGGAAAUAUGGCAUGGUGACUUGGCACGGAAGAACAGGAGAGAUCUUGCAAGCUGGGUUCCAGACUGGAGCGCAGUGUACGAUGAAGGUGAUCGCCAGCGGGCACAAAGAGGUGGCAGUGAAAAGGGCGAACGUAGUUCGGCGUGGAAACUGACUGUGGUACAAUCAGAGGGGGGAUACUGGAAGUUUGUGGCCGAAGGAAUGACACUGUUGUUGCACUGGAUCAACGAGAAUCCACAAGAACGAAAACUACCGAAACGCAUGGAGGAGGAAUUCGACUCGUACCACCGACUACUGAACAUCACCUGCCUGGAUUUCUACCGGAGGAGAGGCGCCAACGCGUUGGUAACCACCGUCGAGAGGAUACAGGAGCUAUGCAUCAACCUGAAAGCUCACUGUUCUUGGGGCAGUGCAUAUGAGGACCUCGCCAAACACCCUUCUAUCAGCGCAUUUGGUCGUUCGGCGGCUUUUUAUCGCGAGGUAAAAUCAAAGUCUGAGGUUGGCCAAGUUACCCCCAAUAUGGACUCAGAAUCUCGGGAUGAUUUCUGGUUUGGAAAAGACACAGCGGCUUGGCUUGAUCGUAUGGUGAUCAGGUAUGAAACGGUCACUUUCCGAACCCCCAAAUCGGAGACUGCUAUCCAGCAUCAUUUUAGAUGGGAGCUUGAUGAAUCGAGAUGGUAUCCUGAUGGACGCAGACGAAAGAGUUUUUUGUCAAUGGAAUCCAUGCCUCUGGGUACCGUAAGACAUGUCGGCGAGCGAAUCUUUUCCUGGGACGAUCGCGAUUCCGCUUUCAGCACGAUUUCGAAAUGGGUCUCCUACUACGAAAAGAUGUCAGGGUAUCACAGGGUGAAGUUGGCCAAGACCUUGCUGGGCGAAACAAAUCUCACCGAAACACUAAAGAGUACAGCUGAAGUCGAUGGAGUUGGAGAUGAGAGCCAUCGUGAUACUGUGGAAGCGCUGCUUCUGGAGUGGCUUGAUCAUGUGCUUGAACGUCACGAUUUCCCAGACGAUGCAAACAUGAAACCUCUCAACGAGGCUCUCGUUCUUGCAACAACGGGGAGGGUCAUGUUCGCCUUGAACGACAGCACUCUUGGGCUGGGCCCGGGGAGCAUGACUGUGGGAGAUGAGGUGAUGAUGCUUCCGGGUACUAGCUCACCUAUUGUGCUCCGGUUCCGCUUACCUGAGCGCGAUGAAUCCCUCGAAGGUCCUGCAUAUGCGGUGGUUGGAGAUUGCUAUCUUGACCCUUCAUCAUCGGAUGAGAAAAAGAAGCUGCCAAACCCGUGGCCAGGAUGGUUGCCGGAAACAAUCAUGCCAAUAGAGCUUAAAAAGUACUGGGAGAGACGUCGCAUUUAUCUCUUCUAGAUGGGAGGUUAUAUUCAUCAUCCUGAACCAGUGCCCAUGUAGGCACUGAUUCAUCAUUUCUAUGCAGCUAGCUCAAAGACCAAAUCGCCAGGUACCAAACUACCUAAAUAACCUUCAGAAUAGCCUCCCCAACCGCCUUUGCACUUGCAGGGUUCUGCCCCGUGAUGAGCUUCCCAUCAACAACGAGCUUCUCCCCCCAGUCCUGGCCAGCCUUUUCGUACUCCGCGCCAACCUCCUUGAUCCUGGUCUCCAGCAUGAAAGGCAUCUUCUCCGAAAGUCCAACGCCGUCCUCCUCGGAAUUGCUAAAAGCGGUCACCUUCUUCCCCUUGAGGAGGUAAUCCCCAUUGCUCAACUUGACAUUCACCAACGCGGCAGGUCCAUGGCUAUUUGAAUUGGGUGUCUUUGUUAGCCAACAGCUGAAAAAUGGUCUCUCUCUCGACUUGGAAACAAGCACGAUAAAUUAUAUGGUAAAAACUUACCAAACAGCGCUGACGAUCUUGCCCGCCUCCCAAAACCUCUUUACAAUCUCCUGCGAUUCCUUAUCGCCGGCGAGAUCAAACAUGGGGCCGUGGCCGCCGGGGAAGAAGAGGGCGUCGUAGCUGUCGAUGCCUUGUUGAAGGAUCUGGGAAAGGGGAGUGGUGGCCUCCCAGAGGGCGGAUUGCUUGUGCAAGAACUCAACAGAGAUCUCGUCGUCUUUGGCGGCUUCGAUGGAGGACUGGUCCAGGGGAGCGGCGCCGCCGCGGGGGGAGGCGACGGUGAUUUUGGGGGGAGGGGAGGAAGACGCAAAUACGUGGUGGGGGUGGGAAAACUCGGAGAGGUACCAGCCUGUUUUUUUGCCUGUGUCGGCCAGGUCGGCGUGGGAGGUGAGGACUACGAGGAUGGAGGGGGACAUUUUGGGCGUGAGUGUGUUGUUGUAUUGUUGUGUUUGUUGCGUUGGUGAGAUGUGGUAUUGUUGAUGGUGGUGGUGGUGGUGUUGGCUGAGUGAAAUAUUGAUGUUCAGUGAGUGAGAGAAAGACCAAACUUUUAUGUAGCUAUGUGAUGCAUGUCCUGCUCACUAAGCCGGAAACCCCUCGAUGUAACAGUGACGUCACACUCAACCCAAUUCCAACAGUUUCCAUCCGAUCAAUGUUGGAUUGCGGGGUGAGCCGCCAUCUCUUAAA
Messenger RNA from Podospora pseudopauciseta, 4089 nucleotides. RefSeq lists its product as uncharacterized. The record is from RefSeq and is a predicted model, not a curated record. Lineage: Eukaryota; Fungi; Ascomycota; Sordariomycetes; Sordariales; Podosporaceae. The coding region runs from base 326 to 2929 and encodes 867 amino acids. The transcript is spliced from 5 exons.